This is a messenger RNA of Manihot esculenta (cassava), 1456 nucleotides long. RefSeq names its product NAC domain-containing protein 18. Gene Ontology annotation, molecular function: DNA binding. NCBI's taxonomy places the organism in Eukaryota, Viridiplantae, Streptophyta, Magnoliopsida, Malpighiales, Euphorbiaceae. The record is from RefSeq and is a predicted model, not a curated record. Gene Ontology annotation, biological process: regulation of DNA-templated transcription. The coding region runs from base 76 to 1281 and encodes 401 amino acids. The transcript is spliced from 3 exons.
AAAUUAAAAGAAAAAGAGAGUUCCAAGUAUGCUAGGAUUGUAAACGUAGAAAAAAUUCCUCUAAAGAGUCCAACCAUGGAGAUACCAAUGCCCCAACUCAGACUGGCUUCUUCCAAAACCAUCCCUGCUUCUCCUUUUUCUUUUCCUUCUUCUUCUUCCAAACCACCUCAACCAAUAUCACUUCAUCAAAACAUUGCAUGUGCUAAUCCUCCAGCUACGCCUGAAACUGGGUCGUCUUCAGUGCAUGUUCUUGAUGCCACAGAGACAGAUCUACCCAAUGGCAACAACACAAUCCUUGAUGUUGAUUCUUUUGAAUCUUUUCCUCCUGGAUACAGGUUUUGCCCUCUCGACGAAGAACUUGUCGUACACUACUUGAAAAACAAGGUACAUAGUCUGCCUUUACCUAGAAACAAGAUUGUGGAGCUUAACCUUUAUAGCUACAACCCUGAAGAGCUUGCAGAGACGUAUAUGCAAUAUGGGGAGAAAGAAUGGUACUUCUUUACAUCAAGGGACAAGAAGUACCGCAACGGGAGUAGACCAAGUCGAGUAGCUGUUGGUGGAUACUGGAAGGCAACUGGAGCUGAUAAACAUAUCAAGUAUAAGGGUGCUGUGGUUGGAUAUAGAAAGGCACUUGUUUUCUACACGGGCACCCCUUCUGAAAGUACAAAAACUGACUGGAUAAUGCAUGAAUAUAGGGUCCGUGAUGCUCCUCAAAGAAUCAGAAAAAAUGCUGAUGACUUGACUUUGGAUGAUUUUGUUUUAUGUAGGAUAUAUAAGAAAGCUGGGAAAUCCAUCAUAACUCCACGCACAAAUGAGGAAUCUGCACGGUUUGAUGAUAAAGAAGCUGAUUUGGUCAUUAAAUAUAAUGAUUCCCCAGGUUACUCCAAUACUCUUGUAGAUUAUGAGCAGCCUUUUCAAAUUUCAGUUCCAGCCCAACAGAUUCCAGCUGCAUUUUCUGAAAAUCCUCAGUUUGACAACUUUCAAAUUAAUAGCAACUAUGAUGAUCAACAAGCGAUGCUAGCAGCAGCUAGUCAUGGCUCCUAUGGGGCUCCCUAUAUGACUCCAAUGGUGGAAACUGCAGUUCAUCUACACCCCACAGAGGACAUCUUCACCUCCAAAUAUCUGAAUGAGAAUUCUUGUGUGUUUAAGUCGAGAACUUUGCUAGACGAGAGGGCUUUUUAUUCAGAUGAUGGGAAUCCCAGCUUUCCUCCCCAGUUGAGUAUGGUAAGUCUAGAAAAUAUUGUGUCCAUCAACCAUCAAAAUAACCCCUCAAAUAUGUAGUUAGCUUGUGUGGGUGAUAUGAUCUGAAUUUUUUAAAUUAUUUAGUUGUCUAUUGGUUAUUUGGUGAUCACCCUCUUUAGAAACGAUUGAUAAAUAUCUAUUUUCAUUGUGAUUGUGACUGUGAUUUGGUUUAUUUUCAAAAUUAGACUCCAAAUUUAUUUCAUUGUAGCCAUGA